AUGCGGACCCAACGAGUUUCUUCAUCAGCCCUGCGGCACUCUCGCGUAUGUAGCGCCAGAGGUUUUGUCUUUAGAGGGCUACAACCAACAAGCAGAUUUGUGGUCGAUCCCUCGGUGCAGCCAAUAGACCCGCAUGCACUUGCUGCAGCAGAUGGGGCUUCUACCUUCACUAUACCAAACGCCCACAACAGGCUGGCGCAGCAGCGGGCGCAGCAGCAGCAAGCUAAGACUGCUGCUGCUGCUGCUGCUCCUGCUGCUGCUGCUGCUGCUGCGGCAGCUGCGGCAGCGGCUCCUGCUGCUGCUGCUGCAGGACCUGCUGCUGGUAGAGCAGCAGCAGACACCCAUGAAAAAGAUUCGAGCGGUGCUGCUGCAGCAGAAACAACGAAGCUUGCUGCUGCUGUUGCAGCAACAGCAGCAACAGCAGCAACACAUGGAGCUCUUGCUGCAACCGCUGCUGGCAGCACACUCACCCAUGCAGCAGCAGCAGCAACAGCAGCAACUGCUGCUGCUGCUGCUGCAGCAGAUGCUGCAAAGGCUGCGGGACCAGCAGCACAAGCAGCAGCAGCAGAGGAGAGCAGCAAAACCAAACAACCCCAGUCAACGCAGCAGCAAGCAGCAGCAGCAGCAGCAGCAAGUGCAACAGGAGAGCAGCACGAAGCAACUCCUGUUGAAAGGCAUCCUCCAGCUGCUGCUGCUCCUGCUGCUGGCGUUGCUGCAGAGACUGCAGCAACAGCAAAGGAGACAGCAAAAGCAGCAGCAGCAGCAGCACACUCAGCUGCAGCUGUGGCUCAGGCUGCUGCUGCUGCUGCUGCACUGCAUGCAGCAGCAACAGACGAAGCUUUUGCUGCAGUGCAGCGGGGGCCUAGCGGCGACAGUGUAGGACGAAGGCCUCAGCAGCCCGAGCAGCAGCAGCAGCAGCAGCAGCAACAGCAGCAGCAGCAGCAGCAGCAGCAGGUUCUAGGCGGUCGAGGCGCAGCAGCAGCUUCUCUAACAACCCCAGCAGCAGCUGGGGCUUCUACACCUAUGGGUACUGCAGCAGCAGCUGCAGCAGCAGCAGCAUCUGCUGCUGCAGCUGCCGCUGCUGCUGCUGCUGCUGCAACAACGGCAGCACUACCAACAGCAACAGCAGCAGCACUAGCACCUGCAGCAGCAACAACAGCAGCAACAGCAGCACCAACAACCACGCAACCUGCUGCUCCUGCUGCUGCUGCUGCUGCUGCUGCGCCAGACCCUCAAACCACCAAGAAGGCAGACACCUGA
Messenger RNA from Eimeria mitis, 1260 nucleotides. RefSeq lists its product as uncharacterized. The record is from RefSeq and is a predicted model, not a curated record. Bases 1 to 1260 code for a protein of 419 amino acids. NCBI's taxonomy places the organism in Eukaryota, Apicomplexa, Conoidasida, Eucoccidiorida, Eimeriidae. The transcript is spliced from 3 exons.